Cadophora gregata is the source of this 2817-nucleotide messenger RNA. RefSeq lists its product as uncharacterized. Lineage: Eukaryota; Fungi; Ascomycota; Leotiomycetes; Helotiales; Ploettnerulaceae. Bases 1 to 2817 code for a protein of 938 amino acids. The record is from RefSeq and is a predicted model, not a curated record. The transcript has a single exon.
AUGGCGCCACCCCUCUCCGCUGCGCUCAUGCAAAACCGGCCCCUCCUCGACCCAGCUCCCCACACCAUCGUCGCCCCUCUCAUCCUCUCCAACCCUCUCUUCCACAAAUGUCGAAUCUCAGACCACCUCCACCUCGUCUUCCAAUGGGGAAUCCACACGGACCUCUUCUCAAAGCGCGAAGUAGCCGUCUUCAUCAACGUCUACACUCCGCCAGCUCAAGCCCGCCAGAUCCGCAAGCAUGAAGGUCAUCCUGCUCGUGCUCCAGACGGCACAAUCAUGGAGAUCCAAGGCGAUGCAUGUCCCGGGAGCACAGGCGAGUCUGUUGGACCUUGGGAUUUCGGAAAUGUGCACUUGUGUGAAGGAUAUGCGGAAUGGAGCGCUGGAUUAUUACGGACUUUGAACAUGGCUCUUGCAGCGGGCUUGAAGCUUGCGGAAGUCAAUAUGCCGCAGCCGAGUCGGGAGGAGUUGGAGAAGGCUCAGGGAACUCACUCGCACUGGUUGCAUGAGAAACCUCUCCAUCCAAGUAUACGCAAGUGUUUGACUGCUCAUCGAGAUGGGAUUCGUGAUAAGCUAGAUGCUUUUUUGGCGUAUGUGGAUGUGCAGAUCAAGUCUGAGUCUGGCAAGGAAAGGAUUUUCGCGACAUUGAGAGAGGCCUUGGGCGGUACUCUGGCAGGAAGGGAUGUUGGAGAGUACAAUGGCGUACUUGGCGGAAUGGUUAACAAGAUCAUUGAUAGGAUUGUAGACUUCAUCGAGUACAUGGAGGAAAAGAUCGACACUUCGGAGGCGAUGCAGCUGCGGCUUGAUGAGGUUCGCCAGAUUGUGGAUGGAGCGUUGAGCCGAAAGGAAAGGCGCAAGCGAGAUAAUCAGGAUGAAGGCAAUGGCCAAGCUCGGAAGAAGGUCAUGACCGCGGAUGCCAAAGUGAAGACUGAGGAUGAUUUGACGGCCGAGUUGGCUGAACCUCCGAAGCCGAGAAAGCGGGAUCGAAAAGCCAAGGUACCAUCAUUGCGCAAACGAGGAAUGAAGAAAAGAAAGGAAGCAGACUUUCCAUCGGAGAAAAUGAAGGUCAAGCACAAACAGCAUGGUGGAGAUGGCUUGAUUGCUGAGGCCGCUUCAGUAGCUGUUCCGUCUAGUUGUCCGAAAGCCAUCUCAGAGCAGUCGAGUUCAAGUGGGAAAUGUACGGAGAAGUCCAAAUCGACCUCCGGUCUGUCUGCUACGUCAAACAUCACAGCCAAAGACAAACCUAAAGAGGCAGAAGCAGAACCCGAUUCAAACAGACGCACAUCAUCUGAGCCGUCAACAAAUACUGCGGUCAUUCCUGGUAGCCGACAACUAGGAACUCCUCCCCCACCAUACUCUCCGCAUCCCAGCCUCAGCCCGGAGAGCUCCAGAGCUGAAGGAUCAACAACAGCUCAGACGACUCCGCGUCCGUCUGUUCUAGAGCAGACACAGAGCAGUUUAAAACUCUCUGUAUCUGUAUCUCCCAAUGAGUCUGGUAUUCGAAAACAAAUGACACCAGCAGCAAGACUUUUGGAUCAGAUUCUCAAUGGUAGGAAUCGCCAACGCGAGGAAUCAACGGAAGAGAGCACUCGCCUUUCCGUGUACUCCUCAGAAUUUUCGCCUUCUAUACCAGCACCUCCCCAAGAUCAAGCUGGAGAAAUUCUUUUAAACCAGGAAGCAUCUAAAUUAGCUACUCCAUCAGGAACCAACUCCUUGGAUAUACUUAUGAGCAGCUCUCCAUUUUCUGAUUCAAGGGGAAUCGAACCUGAUCACAAAGACGGUGGCGCAGAAGAAUCACUCUUCCUCCCACACACUGAACCCAAGACUGCCUCCAAGGAUCAGAACCAGCAGUGUUCAGAAAUCGAAGCACCAGCAGCAGCAGCAGCUGAAACAGAAGCAGAAGACGACGACUACCAAGCCUCCCUCUUCAAUCACUCAAACACGCCGCUCCGAGCCUCCAGUUACGACCUUGAGCUCCCACCACCGCCAGAAUCCAAGACACGCCUGCAAACUUCAGCAGUAAUAGUAGCAGCAGCAGUCAACACACAGACACACCAAGACGAAUCCCGUCUCUUCCUCCCUCAAACCAUACCCCUACUCCCAUCAGCUUCGCAAGCAGCAGUCCACUCCGAACCCCAAACCCAAACCCAGCCCCAACGCCAAUCCAGCUACGACCUCGACCUCCCACCACGACCAUCACCAAAAUCACCAAAAUCACGUCUCGGUUCUUCAAAAAUGCCAAUCGACAUCGAAGCUGAUUUCAAUUCUUAUUUUGAUUUCAACUCAGUCCCAGAUCCGAAACAUACAGGUAGUUCCAUCUUCGGCGGCCCUGGCUCUAUACACUCUUCCAAACCCAGAAUAAAAUCCAACACCACAAAACUAAAACCUGAGUCUGCCUGCUCCUCCUCUCUUUCAACAUCAAAAUACAUCGAAAUCAAAGACGAAGAAGAUGAAGAUGAAGGUGCCGAUGCUGAUGUCGAUGGCUUUGAUAUCGACCUCGUUGAUCUUGAUCUUGAUCUUUUCAAUAGGGAGGAGGGAGACGAACUAGCUGUAAAGAAGGAGGUUGUUCUUGCCGGAGAAGGAGGAGAUAUGGGUGGAGGAAAGCAUGGGGGUGUGAAGAAAGAAGUUGGUGUGCGCGAUCAUGAUGAGGAUGGAGAUGGGGAUAUAGUGAUGUGCACUCGGGAUGAGUGGCUUAAGGAGGUUGAGAAGAAGAAGAAGAAGAAGAAGAGGAAUCGGGGUCAGAGCGCGGUUCAGAAUCAGGCAAAGACCGGGUCGAAAUGGACCGUAGGGGUAGAUAUUAUUGGAAAAAGGAUUACCUGA